UUAAAAAAAAAAAAAAUAUUUAAUUUCAUUGAUAAAAUGGAAUUAUGAUAAUUACGUACGUAUGCCAAUAAAGUCAUCAUUUUCGAUCCAAUUUCUCUCUCCGAAACCCUAGAAAAUUCACUCUCCGAAUAACUGAAAAAAAGAUAGGACCCCUAAAUUUUCUCAAAGAAAUCCUCUCUUUUUCCGGGAAAAUCCUUAUCAAUCUAAGAGACAAGAAAGUUUUAAAAGCAACAAUUUCGGGUUAAAAAAUUAGUUUUCUUGGGGAGUGCAUAUGGGGAGGGUUAUGCGUGAAACGUCGAAAUCAUCCUCGUCUUCGACCUCCUCCGUCAGCGCCACCACGACUUCGACCUCUGUGACGGAGACGGUGAACGGGUCUCACCAGUUCAAGAUCACGGGGUAUUCGCUGUCGAAAGGUUUGGGGAUCGGCAAAUACAUAGCUUCCGACACGUUCAUGGUGGGUGGAUAUCUGUGGGCGAUCUAUUUUUAUCCCGAUGGGAAGAGCCCCGAAGAUAAUUCUGCCUACGUUUCGUUGUUCAUUGCUUUGGCGAGCGAGGGGACCGACGUUAGGGCGCUUUUUGAGCUCACACUUUUGGAUCAGAGCGGGAGAGAGCGGCAUAAGGUGCAUAGCCAUUUUGGGAGGACGCUUGAGAGUGGGCCCUAUACGCUUAAGUAUCGCGGCAGCAUGUGGGGAUAUAAACGAUUUUUCAAAAGAACUCUACUGGAGCAAUCAGACUACUUUAAAGACGAUUGCCUCUCUGUUCACUGUAGUGUUGGUGUUGUUAAGUCACAUACAGAGGGUCCUAAGAUCUACUCCAUAGCUGUUGUGCCUUCAAACAUUGGUCAUCAUUUUGGACAACUACUAAAAAGCGGAAAGGGAACCGAUGUAAGCUUUGAAGUUGAUGGGGAAGUUUUUCCUGCCCACAAGUUGGUACUUGCUGCUCGUUCACCUGUGUUUAGAGCACAACUUUUUGGUCCAAUGAAGGAUCAGAAUACAAAGCAAAUAAAAAUUGAAGAUAUGGAAGCUCCUGUUUUUAAGGCCCUACUUCACUUUAUCUACUGGGAUUCUCUGCCUGACAUGCAAGAGCUCACUGGUCUCAACUCAAAGUGGGCCUUUACAUUGAUGUCUCAGCAUCUGCUUGCAGCUGCAGAUAGGUAUGGACUAGAUGGGCUGCGAUUACUUUGUGAGGCAAAUCUUUGUGGGGAUGUUGCCAUUAACACUGUGGCAACUACGUUAGCCUUGGCUGAGCAGCACCAUUGUUUCCAGCUGAAAGCUGUGUGUCUCAAGUUUGUUGCAAUGCCAGAAAAUCUAAGAGCUGUAAUGCAGACUGAUGGCUUUGAGUACUUGAAGGAAAGUUGCCCAUCUGUCUUGACAGAGCUGUUGGAGUAUGUGGCUAGAGUAAAUGAGCACUCAGUGAUUGUAUGCAGACAUGCGAAUGAAGCCAUCCUCGAUGGAAGUGAUGCCAAUGGUAGGCGGGUGAAGCAACGACUACAGUAGCAGCAGCUGGCCACAUUUUCCAGUGUAGUUGAAAAAAAGGAAAAAGAAAUGAAAGGAAAAAAAGGAAAUAUAAAAUCUCUAGAAUUAGGAAAAAUUUUCCAGUGCUAGAAGCUUGGGUGGAUUUGUAAGAGAUGUAAAUGUAGUUGUUCAUUUGGUGUUGAUUUGUUUGUUUUGUGAUGGGAAUGAGAAGCGUUUCCAAAAUUGUAGGUUUUUCCAUAUCUUGGCUUUUGACAUUACUACUUAUAGUUGGUAUUUACUGUGAUUACUGGUGUGUAUUGAGGAUUGAUUGACGUCCUAGAAGAAACAUUUUGAGUCAGCAGCUAAUGGUUACAGACAACAAGAGUUUGUCAAUGUAUUGUCCGC
Durio zibethinus is the source of this 1858-nucleotide messenger RNA. RefSeq names its product BTB/POZ and MATH domain-containing protein 2-like. Gene Ontology annotation, molecular function: protein binding. The record is from RefSeq and is a predicted model, not a curated record. Gene Ontology annotation, biological process: protein ubiquitination. NCBI's taxonomy places the organism in Eukaryota, Viridiplantae, Streptophyta, Magnoliopsida, Malvales, Malvaceae.